Molecule: messenger RNA, 7981 nt
Organism: Gambusia affinis (western mosquitofish)
Lineage: Eukaryota; Metazoa; Chordata; Actinopteri; Cyprinodontiformes; Poeciliidae
Gene: mia2
Product: CTAGE family, member 5
Exons: 28
Coding region: 95-7150 (2351 amino acids)
Biological process (GO): endoplasmic reticulum to Golgi vesicle-mediated transport; vesicle cargo loading; protein secretion
Cellular component (GO): endoplasmic reticulum membrane; endoplasmic reticulum exit site
Molecular function (GO): protein binding
Source: RefSeq, a predicted model, not a curated record
CAGAGGCAAUGUCCACUUGCCAGCUGAACUGAGAGUUAUAUCCACCCUGCAAUGGACAUUUUCACUUGAUACAAUCUUUUAAAAUCUGAUAAAUAUGGAAGUCUGUCUUUGGAUUGUAUUUUUUAUGCUUUUUCCAGACUUAAAUAUGGGAUUGUUGUCUGACUACAAGAUCUGUGGGGAUCCAGAAUGUGAAAGUCCAAUGAGCAGAGUUCAGGCAGUAAAGAACCAUCAAGGAAAGGAUUGCAGAUUCCUGAAUUUCAGACGAGGAGACACAAUUUUUGUGUACCACAAACUGACGGGGAAACGAGAAGACCUCUGGGCAGGCAGUAUUGACAAACAAUUUGGCUACUUCCCAAAGGAUGCAGUACAAGAGGAGGAAGUAUUUGCAACAAUGAGGAAAGUGCUAGAAACCCAGGAAUCUGAUUUCUUCUGUAUGGACGAGUCUGGAUAUCCUCUUGACACGUCUCAUCUGGACACUGAUGAUGAUGAUGAUCUUAACUUUCAAGACCAUGAACCUGAAUCCAGCCAAAUCAGCCCACACUCUCAUGACAGAAAUGCUCAAGUUACUUUGAUGUCUACUGAAUCUACGGUAAAAGAAAGGGAAGAUGAAGGUGGAAACAAAGCGCUCGUCGAUGCAACUGAACUUCUCGAAGAUGAACUCAAGACUUCAGCAAUUCCAGAGCAACAAGGUGGGUCUCCCUCCUCCUCCUGGCUGCGUUCAUCUAUGACAGGAUGGUUAGGUUUUGCUAAAGAGGAGCAGUCAGGGGAUUCAGAACAAGAAGUGAGGGAAGAUGAGAAGAAGGAGACUAAAUCAGAAGCGUCACUCACAUCUUCUGUGACGGGCUGGCUGGGCAUUGGAGGAGAAGACAAUCCUAACAAUGAUGAAGACAGUGUGAAAGGUAGGGAAGAUACCUUUACCUCAACGAUGACUGGGUGGCUUGGCUUUGGUGAGGAGAAAAAAACUGUUGCUUCAGAAAACAAAGAAAAUGAAGAAACAGGUCAUGAGAAAGAGCCCACAGAGAAGUUUAGAAGUAGGAGGAUGUCUCUGGACCUGGAAGGCAGCAAAUUACAGGAAGAGGAGAAGGAAGACAUGGGGACAAUGGGUUGGCUGGGAAGUGGACUGGCGAGCAGGCUGGGGUUUGGCUCAAGUGCUCAGGAUUCAGAAGGAGAAGAUGUGGAAGUGAAGGAAGAGCAGCCAUCUAGUUCCUGGAUGGAGAUGGGAAUUGGGGGCAUUUGGGGUUUUGGGGGUAGUAACACUGGAGCUGAUGAAAGUGAAGAAAGUGGUAUUGGGGAGCCAGAAAGGGAUCAAAUGUUAGAACAACCAUCUGGAUUUGAAAGCCUGGAUAUCAGUCAGCCAGAAGCUUCAUUUUCAGAAGAAACAAAGACUAAAACGGUCCCUUAUACACUACCGGUCAGUGCUGAAAGUGGUGAUGCUGCAGAAGAUAAUAUUGAUCAUUCAAACACAGAGGACGUAAAUAAUUUAGAUAUUGAUGCAGGGAUUUUAAACAAAGAUGAUUCCAUUCAUAACUCUUCUCAAAUAGACGAUGAAAGUAUUGGUGAACAUAAUAUCAGAGAUAAACAAAUCAGUCAAAAUGAUGAGUUUAUUGAACAACCUGAAAUCAGUUCAGGUUCUGACCACAGCUUAGAGAAAUUACAUUCAAACUCCAUGGAGCAACUUGAAUAUAGCAUGGAGGAAAGUGAAAAUCAUGAUGUUCAAAUCGAGGCUCCGGGACGUUUGGAGGAAGAAGGUGCUGAAAUAACAAACCAGGUUCAUAAAAUUGAAGGAUCCACUCUAAUGUCAGAAAACAGUCCAGUUAACAGGGAUAAUUAUAUAGAAGAGCAUUUUAACAAAAUGACAGCUCCAUAUCAACAGGAAAAACUAGGAGUUCAGUCUGAAUUGCCAGAGGAGACUCAAGUCAGUGGUGAUCAAGAGGAAAGCAAUGAGCAGAGUCAGCUUGGCUCUUCCCCUUAUCAGGGAGAGGUAGGACUGCAGCAAGAAACAAAAACACAAACUGUGGAAGUCACUUCAAAGGAUGAUGCACCGUUACUUUCUGGAAAUACUGAAAGUCUGCAAGACAGUGUCUCAGAGGAGGGUUUGAAUGAAACCAAACCAAACAUUUACAUGACUAAAGAGUCUCCACAGAUUGUAAGAGACGGUGAUGUUGAUCGAUUCAAGGAAACUGUAACAGACCAGAAUGAACUAACUGAGGAAGAGACAUCAGAUUCUGAGAAUGAAGUUUUCAAUGGAAAUCAAAUGAAAUCAACAAUAGUUUCCGAAAGAGAAACUGAAGAGGGGUUAAAAGAAGAGGAAAAGGUAGAAAUUGAUAAACAGGAAGCGGUAAAGGUACAAGAACAAAUUGAGGGAGUAAAGCAAGAGGAACUGAAAAUGAAAUUGGAUGGCUUAAAUAAAGAGGAAACAGAAAAGGAAGAAGAGAUUGGAGAUAUUUCAGAGGAGGACAUGGAGUUAAGAGAGGAAAGGCAGGAGGAGAUAGAGGAGCUAGAUAAACUGGUAGAGGAGUUACCAGAGUACGGACAUCAGAUCAGAGAGGAAGAGUUAAAGGAAUCUGAGGAGCAAAACGAAAAAAAGGAGAAGGCAGAUGUUUCUGGGGAGCACUCAAGUCAGGAGGGGAUGGAGAUAGCAGAAGAAAGGCAGAAAGAGAUGGAAGCGGAGGGAGAAAAAUUAGAAACAGUAUUACUAGAGCAUGAGCAGGUCAAUGUGGAAAGGUUAAAGGAAUCAGUAGAGCCAAAUGAAAUAGGACAGGACGAAGAGGAGAAUAUGUCAGGUGUUUUCAGGUCAAGCUCAAGUCAGGAAGGGGCGGAGCUAGCAGAAGAAAGGCAGAAGGAAAUGGAGGAGGCGGAGGAGAGAGAGAAAAGCGUAGAGGAGUCACCAGAGCAUGGACAUCGGAUCAGAGUGGAAGAGUUAAAAGAAUUGGAAGAAGAAAAUGAAAAAGAGGAGAAGGUAGAUGUUUUUCUGGAGAGCUCAAAUCAAGAGGGGAUAGAGUUAGCAGAAGAAAGGCAGAAAGAGAUGGUGGAGCUAAAGGAGGGAGAGAAAUGGAAAACAGUAUUAGUAGAACAUGAGCAAAUCCAGACUGAGAGGUUAAAUGAAUCAGUGGAGCCAAAUGAAACAGAGAAGGAGGAGGAGAUGUCAGACGUUUCUGGGGAGAGCUCAGGUCAGGAGGAGAUGGAGUUAACAGAAGAAAGGGAGACUAAGAUGAAGAAGCUAAGUGAGGAAGAGAAACAGGUAGAUGAGUUACUAGAGCAUGGACAUCAGAUCAGACUGGAAGAGUUAAAGGAAUUGAAGGAGCAAAAUGAAAAUGAGAUAGCAGAUGACUCUGAGGAAAUGGAGAUGGAGUUAAAAAAAGAUGAGCGGGAGGCAGAGGAGCUAAGAAACCAGCAAAUAGGGGAUGUGUUACGAGGGGAUGAGGAGGGCACACUGGAAAGGUUAGAGGAAUCUGAGGAGCAAAAUAAACAAGCAGAAAAGGAAGUUGAAAACCAGGUUUGGGAGGGACAAUUAGAACACAAGCAAACUGACAUGCUGGAUAAUUCCAGCUUGGCUUCUUUGGUCUCUGAAAUGAACACACAGACUGAAAUCCAAAAAGACGAGGAGCAGGAGAUGAAGGAAGUAGAGAAACAGAACAAAGAUGAGCUUGAGAAAGAAAGCGAGCACCCAAAGAAGGAAGUGGAGGAUGAGAAUGUUGAAGUAGGUGGGUUUGAGGAUGGAGGACGGACUGGAACGAAGGUCAAUGAUGAUGGCGACUGGAAGAAAGACAGACAAGGUAAUGAUUUUGAAGAAGAAACCAGGAAAACUUAUGCUACAGAAACAGAAAAGGAAUUUCACAAAGACAGAGAAGAAAUGCAUGACUCUGCUGAAAGUCAAGUUCAGACAUCUGAGCAAACUGAGUCCACAGAGCCACCUCAGGGUACAGACAGUGAGAGUAGAGGAGCUUUUGGUCUUAUUGAAAACACCUUUGGAUUUUUCUCCCAAAAACCCACCCGUGAGAUGCCUGAGUCCACCAAGUCUGUUCAUAAUUUCAACACAAAUGAAGCUGAACCAUCACAACCUCACCCCUCCAUCACUCCAGAACUAGAGUUCCCCACAGAUUCAUUUCCUGCUGAAGUAACACACGCAGCAUUUCCAACAGAGCAACCGCAGACUCGUCCGCUUUCUGCUGAAAACCUCCCCCACAGCGCUCACUUGGUCACCAAAGAACUAUCCAAAACAAAACCCCUCACCAAACAUUACAAAAAUCUCCUCCACCACAUGAACGCGGAAGAUGCAGUUAUAUUAGAGGACCUCUUUGGCCGGCACAAACUGCAAUUUUUAGAUUACAUUGUGAAAAGUUCGGAGGCCGCCACUGCAGAGGAUGAUCAGUCAAUACUGUUGGAUAUAGAAAGACUUCUGCAACACAACAUGGAGACUCUUGUGGCUCCCAGCAUGAGCAUCACUGAUGCACCGCAGGAGGACAAACAAAGGACCAGUGCAAUUAUUGCACUGCAGAAGCUGGAAACUUUAUUGAAAACAGUGAAGGAGACUGUCAGCACAGGAAUAUCAGAUGUCAGUAAUCAUCAAGCUGAGCACAGUUCAAGCCAAGAAAAGGAAGAUAAUUCCCAAUCUGCUUCUUUACAUAAAGAUGAUGAUGAUGAUGGCAAACACAAAGAUUUGAAUAAUGAGGAGGAGGAAAGAAGAAUUGAAGGAAGUAAAGAUAAUAUUGCAUCCUUCCAUCUCACUCAGCCAGGAUCAAAAAAGAAAGGGGUAAUGAAGCAAACUCUGGAUUUCAUUCAUCGGGUAGCUGAGGACUCCAUAAAUUGUGCUCAAGCAGUGAUGGAAAUCCUUGUUUGGAUUCAUGUGCAGGCUGUGUCACUACUGCCUGAUGACAUGAGGCCAGGGCCAGACCUGUACGGUGUACCAUGGGAACCAGUAAUCUUCACUGGCCUGGUGGGACUGGUGACAUUCCUGUUGUUCACCAGUAGAUGUUAUAGAUCUAUAAAGAGCAGACUGUAUCAAAAAAAGGAAGAGAGGCUGGCUGGACAACUUACACAGCUGCUGGAUGAAAAGUGUAAAGUCCUCGAGACUCUCAGUCAGUGUCAAAAAGAGCAUGAUGACCUGGAGAAUUUACUCGGGGACAGCGGCGUUCUGGCUCAGACUCAAAAAUCCAAAGAUUUGGAGAGCCAAGCCGAACAGUUGGAACAGAGUAAAAAGCAGCUGGGAAUAGAUCUUGGACAUCUGAAGGAGCAGCUGUCCCAGCAACAAGAGCAUAAAAGGGAGCAAGAAAGGAGGAUAACCGUGCUUGAGGAAAGCAUGAAAGCAUGUGAAGAAGAAACCAAAGAGCUCCAUUCAAAAGAGGAGCAGGCACAAACCACUCUGAAGGUUUACAGCAUGAACAGCGAGAGACUACAGAGAAACCUGGAAACAGCAGAAGAGGAGAACACUGUUCUACAGGAGAGCAACAAUCAGUUGAAGCAGGAGGUGGAGGGAUGGGCAGAAAGAGUAAGCGAGCUGGAGGAGGAGAUGCAGAGGUGCGAGGUCGCCCACAGCGCAAUGCUGCAGGAUGUGGCCAUCAAGGAUGAUCGUAUAAUGUCCUUGACGGAUCGGCUGCUCCGAAUGAAAUGCUGGGAUUCAGAUCUAGAGGGUGAGAAGGGAGGAGAAAAGGAAGCGACCAAUGGGACGCCGGGAGAAGAAGACGACGCCCACCUGCAGAAAGUCCAGAAACUCCUCUUUGCUGCUAAGCUGAAUGCAGACCUCAAAUCAGUGGAUGAAGAUAAAGACAGAGUGUUUGCGAAGCUGAAUGAUGAGAUCAAAGCAAAAGAAGACCUGCAAGUGAGUAUUGAGGAGAUGGAGAAGGAGAAGUUGUCCCUGCAAUCUGACACCGAGAAGUAUACGGGCCAGGUCGAGCGGAUACAACAGAAACUGCAAAUCAUGACAGAAAUGUACCAGGAGAACGAGCUCAAGCUGCACAGAAUGCUGACUGUGGAGGAGAAGGAGCGUCACCAGAAGGAGGAGAAGUUGAACAAAGCUGAUAAAAACAUUGCAAUGGCGAUGGAAGAAUUGAACAACUACAGAAAACGAGCGGGGGAGAUGGAAGAAGAGCUGGAGAAAACCAAGCAGUCGUAUCAGACUCAAAUCUCUGCUCAUGAGAAGAAAGCUCAUAAUAACUGGUUGGCAGUGCGGUCAGCAGAGCGAGAGCUGGGAGACAUCCGAAGAGAGAACGCCCUCCUCAGACAAAAACUCACAGAUACUCAGUUUAAACUGGAUUCCCUCGAGAAAGACCCGUACGCCUUGAACAACCUGGCUAGACCGCUGCCUUUCCGAGCUGAAAGGUCGCCUUAUGGUCCUUCUCCUCUGAGCCGACCCUCAUCUGAAACGAGACCUUUCCUCUCUCCUCCAACACUGAUGGAUGGGCUGCCUGGUAGGCUGUCUCCCAGAGUAUCUCGUGGUCUAAGGGAGCCCCCAAGUGGCCAAGCAGAGAUGGAGCGCAGUGGAGGUUCUCAUUCAGACAGCGGUUCAAACUCUCCCACAUGGGAGAGAGAUCGCAGGGGUCCCCCACCAGGACCUCCUGGGCCUCUUGUACCCCCAGGCUACAUGUUUCCAGAACCAGGAGGUCCCAUGUUCAGGAGACCCCCUCCUCCUCCUGGGCCCCUCCCACCUGGCCAUAUGCCACCUAGAGGUCUCCCCAUGGGACCGCCUCACCCUCUAGACAUGGCAGACGGCUCGUUCAGAGAAAACCGUCUUGGACCCGGUGAACAGGACCACAGAGAGUCUGGUCCUGGAGGUCAGAGGACUCCUCCUGAACUGGAUCUGAGGAUGGGUGGCCCUCCUCCACCUGGACACCCAGGGAUUCCUAUAGAUGGCCCUUUUCCCCGUAGAGCCCUGUAUGGACCCCCUCCCCCUCCUGAUUUCUACCAUCCCAGGAUACCAGGGGGUCCUCCCAUGAGGCCCAUGUGGCCUCCCCAUCCUCAAGGAAUGAUGCUUCCUCCUCGUUUCUCACCUGGCGGACCUCUUCCUCCCGCUCCUAAUCCCAACGCUUCCUACGGCCCCCCCAUGGCGCUACCUCCAUCCGAUGGCCCUCCUCCUCCCCGUCAGCGGUCCCUGCCUUCUCCACCCCAGAGCCAGCCACACGAGAACAGACCUUCGCCUGAAGAUGCCAUCUAACCUUGACAGUUUCCACGAGGAUUCAUUUCAGCUCAGCAGCAGAUGGAAGAAAGGUGGAGUUCCCUUCAUUCUGCCCCAGCUAUUUAUUGGCCAGGAGGGGAUAUUUACUGAACGGUGUUCGUAGAGCAGAAACAUCAACCUCCAUCAUGCCGAUUUGUUGCUGUAAGAGCCUCAGUUCUGUUUGUCCUACAUGUAAAACCUUUUCUUCUCCACCUUGUCAUCCAACCACUUCUUCAUUUUAAAAUCAACAGCUUAGUUGAUGCUUAACUUCUACCUUUGUGGGUUAAAGGUGUCAUAUUGGCAAGACACAUUGUUACCUGGAUCUUAUGUUGAAAAUGCACAUAGACUGUUUGACAUUUGUCUGCAAUUCAGGUCAACGACAGAGAAAGAAAAAUAAAUGAACACAACUUAUUUUGACAGAAACACACCUUUUAUGCCUGACAUGGUUACUUUUUCCCCCACACUAGAGUUUUUAAAAUGCUUUUUUUUUUUAAGCAUUUUUAUUACUGUUAAUAUAAUUUUCUUUAAAACAGCCGGGUCAACAUACUUGAUCUUCUUCCUUAGAGGUCAAAUGAGUACGUUUUCUUAAAAUUCGCUAAAAAUUCUGAGUUCCCUUUGAAAUUCAAUAGACUUUCCAUUCACCUUUAGUUUCAAACCAGGAGAGCAGGUGUAUAGCGGUGCUUCUGAUGCCCUUACAGUGACUGACAAAUGAAAACUGUGACUCCAAUCAAGUCAAACGGACUGACUGGAAGAGAGGCUCCCAGAUGUCAGCUUUGUGAAUUUUGUAAAAAGUGAUUAUUUGAUAGAUGAAUAAAGACUUUUAAAAUUUUC